Messenger RNA from Dendroctonus ponderosae (mountain pine beetle), 4005 nucleotides. RefSeq names its product interaptin (gene corn). NCBI's taxonomy places the organism in Eukaryota, Metazoa, Arthropoda, Insecta, Coleoptera, Curculionidae. The transcript is spliced from 17 exons. The record is from RefSeq and is a predicted model, not a curated record. The coding region runs from base 568 to 3870 and encodes 1100 amino acids.
UCCCUGUCAGAGUUCGUUGGAUCAGAACGAAUUAAGAGAAUUUGCCUCUGCCUCUUCCUUCAAAACAAAAUCGUCGGGUGCCAGUAAUGUCACGAAUUUAUUGUUGUUUUUAUUAUAUUUUUAAAUAGUCGGGUUUUUGACGAAUAAAUGAGCUCCUUUCGUUUAGAGGUUACUUCGGGUAGUUUAAACAAUAACAGUCGGUGGUGUAUGUGUGUGGUGUAAAUGAACUUGUUUAGGGAGGUUUAUCAUUGAUUAAAUAAUCCCGGAUUAGGGUUGUCAACAACUAACUGUUAUGUCGUACAUGAGACCGUCUUUCCACAGUCUGUUGAGGGCUCUCGAUAUACAGUGGGAGGAUUCCAAUCGCUCGGCACUGGUUCCUCUAUCUGACUAUGUUGUAGUGAUGGUCGGUAUUUAAGAACAGCCGCCGCAUUUCGGAAUCCUUCACUAUUUUCACAUUCGAUUGGAUUCCCUACUGAGAUAACUUAUGAGCUGUACUUCACUUUAUCGUUUUUUCGUUGAUCGAGACCAUCAAUAUUAUGAGUGAAUAAUUGGAAUAUCAACAGUAUCAUGGAGUCAGCAACGUCCUCAUCACUAUCGUUUACUGCGUCUGCUGAACCUUCAAAUGAUGUAGCCGAUAAUUCGACUAACCAAAUAGAAUAUUCGGAGUUUGGAGAGCAGCCUGUACGAGCAGACGAUGUUGAUUCAGAUUCCAGACACGGUUUCUUAAAUGCUACAACGAACAUAACAGUGAUCGAAGUGCAGACUGAAAGUCGAGAUGCCGUUGAUUCGACUGCAGACAAUAAAAAGCAUAUCUGUGAAGGAAGCGAUAGUGGAGUGGAAGUAAUUGAUACUGCGGAAUACCACAGAGCUUUAAGUUCGAAUAGUGGUGUUUCUCAGGACUGUGAUAAUGCUUGUGCCAGAUCGCGUGAUUCUUCAAUAAGUUACUGUUCAAAUUACGAAGAGGCGUACAAUAUUUUAGUUAGGAAAAAUUCAACACUGUUAGAAGACUACACUUUAAGAAAUGGUGACGUUACCAGCGAGAACGGCAGUGAGAGUUCGUCCUUGAGUGGUUCACAAAGUCGCUCCAGACGCAACAAUUCGAUAGUUGUGAAGAAAAAAGCAACCGCUACAUCUGACCGGAAGAAAGAUGUUUCAAGUGUAGUUAAAGAACGGUCACGAUGUAAACCCCCUAUUACGCCAGCCCGAAAUGCCAUAAAUUCCGCUACAAGACUGAAAUCCAUUGAGAGAUUGCAAACUAGGCAAGCAGUCCCGCCAAGAACAAGUUCUUCUAGUAGAAAUAAGCCAGUACCAAACCACCUGGACCUUGCUAAAACCGUCACUAGAAAACCAUCAGCUCGCUCCACUCAAGCAAGUACCGCAAGAUCUUCAACUCAAGCCACUCCGGUAGAGGACAGUAGAUGGACCUCAAACAAACCGCCUACGUCAAUGGUGAGAUCUCUGAGAGGAAAUUUGGACCAACAGUCCAGAUUAUCACACGUAGAAAGCAAAACUAUUGAGAAAUACGCUACUUUACCGAGACGAAAGAAGGAAAAAGACAAAAUCUCAGAAGGUGCAAAAGAAGAAAAAAAGGCAACGCACCAGUCACUGGGUAAAAAAGGCUCAAAGGAGACUACCCCCAAAAUGUUUAGCUCGCCGUAUGUUUUAAAGCCAAAAGUCAAAACGAAAAUCUACCACGAAAUGAAUAUUCAAACGGCCUUGACCAUGUCCGAUAUUCAGCAAGCUUUGGCGGGAUCUUUGGUAUCAACUAAAAGUCCAGAAGAACGAGAAAAGUGUUCGAAAGACGUUCAAGUGGAUAUAGGCAUCAAAGAAAUGGAUAAAUUAAAAGAGGAUCUGAAAUGUCUUACUGAUAAAUACGAGCUACUGAUAAAAGAGCACAAGGACCAGACUGUAAAACUUAAAGAGACUGAAGAUAAGUUAAAAGAGGAAACGCUGCAAAAAGAGGGUUUAAGGGAAGAGUUAAAUAAUAAUUCUCAAAGAGUCCUGGCUAUAUUGGGUCAAGCUGGAGAGAGUGAAAGUCCAGAACCGUCUGCAUCGAGUGAUAGUUUACUAGUUUUGGAAAACCGUUUCCAGAAUGUAAGUCAAGUAAUAAUUCAACAGGAAGAAGAGAUUACCAGACUGAAUAAUUAUUGCCGUUCCUUCCAAAUAGAUUUAAACAAAAGCCUUGCUGCACAAAAAGCUUUACUUCAACAAAAUCAAGAUGCUUUGGCUGAAAGCCUGGAACUUCAAGAUUUUAUGCAAGCCGAGAAAACCACAUUGGCUGAUUCUCUAAAGGAAUCUGAGAACGAAAUUAAAAAAUUUCAAAAAAUUAUUGCUCAAAAGGAUAAGGAUUUGAAUGAACGCAAUGAAGAAUGCAAGCAGCUCUCUCGGUUAUGUGAGCAACGACGCCUGGAAAAUUUAAAUUUGCAAGCGCGAAUUGGAAAUCUAGAGGUGAAGAGUCGAGAACUCCUUGUGCAUCAAGGUAGCUCGGUAUCGGGGGCAUCUGUUGCCUUGGCAUCUUUAAUUGAACGGCUCAACGUCCUGGCCGAAGAACUCAUAACUGCUUACAGUAUCUCUGAACAAGAACUAGAUGAUGUUAUUUACCACAAUGAAGCUUAUAAUACCAGCAGUAGUGUAGAGUCUACACCGGAGAAGUCAAAAUUGUUUAUUGAUCAAAAGCCAUCACCAUCAGGAAAAGGGUCUUCAUUUGUUUCUGCUGUAAUAAAUGCCAUAAAGAAUGCGGCUUCUGGUCGAGAUAUUAGCAGGAAGAAUAGUUUGUGCGAUAGAAGUAGUUCAAAUGAGAUGCUCGAUUCAGAAACGGAACCUUGUCUUAUGAUGGAACACGUUUUGGAGGAUGUUGUGGUUCCAGAUGGCCAUUCCCAUAAUAUGAUCUCGUCUGGACACGGCAGCAUGCUUAGCUCAAGACUUACUCAUAGCGAAAGUCUCAAGGAUGUUUCGAAUAUUUAUUUCAGUAGACAGCAUUCAGAGCCAACAAGUUUAACUACAUCAUUUACCAGUGACAUAUUUUCAUUAAGCGAAAUUUUUCCUCCAAUUUCACUUGUGGACCAAGUUAUUGAGGUUGAUAAUGUUAUUACAAGGUUACUCAAAGUGAUACGCAUAAUUCAAAUUGAAAAUGAGGAUUGUAUGAGUGAGCUUCAAGAUCAAAGAGACAACUUAACGGAACAAGUAGACAAGCAAAAAGAGACAAACAAGUUAGUUGUGAAGCAACUGAAAGAUUGGGAAGUACUGGGGGCUAGACUGAAAACUGAAGUAAAAGAAUUAAUGAACCAGCUCAGCAGGAAAAACAAUGAAAUGGACGGUGUAAAAACCGAAUUAAAUAAGCAAAGAGAACAAGUUGAGAAGUUGAAUCAAGAUGUAUGUGACCUUUCAACGGCUCUUUCAAAGGCCGAACUGGAUAUGAGAGUUAAAGAGGAGGAAGUGGAACAUGAACUCGAGAAGUUUCAGAAGACCGGAGCAAUUCCUUCUGCUGAAAUUCUGGCUAGAGUAGCAGUGUACGAAAACGAGCUUCCAAAUCUAAAAGAAAGGUUGCUGGAAAAAGAAAAACGUCUCAACGAGUUGAAGCAAGAGUUUCAUGCUGGAAAACAAGUUUUAACAGAAAGCCUAAAAGACGCUGUAACUGAAGCUAAGAGACAAUACGAUGCCAUAGACAGAGCUUUAGAGGUUCUACACAGUAUACAAUCCGUCGUCCAGCAAUGUCCUCCACUAGCAAAGCUUCAACGGGAUCUAGAGGAAAUUAGUUUUCAAAGCGCCUCGUCGAUGCCUUUAGUUUCACCCGCAGACUGCAAUGCGAAUGCUGGACUGAUUCAAUCUGUAAACAUGGAUGUAACACCAGCCAUUAAUACAACUGCUUAGAUUUUAGGAAUUUUAAUAACGUAUUAGUUCAUAACAAAAACAACUAAAUAAGAACCGGACUUUAAUGUUUUUUUAUUUUCCAUGUGAACUACGUGUAUUCAUUAUUUAGUUUUAAUCUGUACAUUUCUAUUUUAU